GCUCUAAACAUGACUGUUCAAAAAUCUAAACACAACCCUUGAUAUAUUUGUUUCUUGGAGUGUAGAUGUUGAAUCCACUUGUAUUCUCGUAUCAUCAUUGAUCAUCAUAGCCUUGAAAUAUUUUUAGGGGUAGGCCUUUUAGUUGGGAUUGAGAAUCUAUUUAUAAGGGUUAUUUUUGCGACUUUAGAGACAGCUACACAGUCUAUGAUAAUAAUGAAGUGUUAGGCUUUAAGAGGCCCAUACGAGUUUUAGAAGCAAUAAAUAACGUUUGGCCUCCCUAAGAAGCAAGAUCCGCUGUAGCACACCGGUUUAUUUCGAAACUCGAGCAUCGGACUUCGCUCCUGCUCGCUUUCAUGAAAUCCGGGUUCAAAUCCCGGCAGCGGAAUUUUUGCAUCUAUGUUCUUGAAACAAUUUUUUUUUUAUAUAUAAUUUAGUUGGGCUAUAAAUGGACUUCAGCUGAAUUUUUGUUUCCGCCUAAGGUUUCAAAGAGAGCCCAUGUAAAUGCUUAAAACUAUAUGAUAUAUAUAAAGUGAUCUUGGUGUGUUAUUUCAAACUCGAUUAGUCAAAACAAUAAAGACGAAGUUAAUGAUGGACUUUUUUAAAUAGCGGGGCAGAGAUAAUGACGCGUGACCAGAGUCUCCGAUGAGUUCGAGCUGUUUGGAUUCUCAAUAGAAUCUUGAUUUUGAAGUUUUUUUUCGGAUGAAGGUGGUCGGAGAUUUGAUGGAGAUUCAAAUUAGAUCGGAGAGUUCGCAGACGCAUAAUAAGCCACCGAGUCCAAGAGUUACCAAAAGUCGAUCACAAGUUUGGUUCUUUAGAGUCUGCUCCUGCAUUUUGGUUUGGACUUGCUUGUUUCAGCUCUUUACCGGUUUAACCAAUCAGAUUUCCCGGUUCUCCCUUCCGGUUGAGCCGGUUCGAUUGCUUCCUCCUCGAAGAAAUUAUACAAGCAAUGGGAUUCUACGAGUGUCUUGUAAUGGCGGUUUGAAUCAAAUGCGUGCAGCGAUAUGUGAUAUGGUGACUAUUGCUAGACUGUUGAACUUGACACUACUUGUUCCAGAGCUUGAUAAGAAAUCUUUCUGGGCUGAUCCUAGUGACUUUGAGGAUGUUUUUGAUAUAAACCAUUUCAUUGAUUCAUUAAGAGAUGAAGUUCAGAUCAUAAGGAAGCUUCCUAAACGUUAUAGCAGAUACAAACUGUUCCAAAUGCCUCCAGUGAGCUGGUCAAAUGAGAAGUAUUACUUGCACAAGCUCUUGCCGCGGUUCAGGAAACAUAAAGUCAUACAUUUCAAUAGGAGUGAUACGAGAUUAGCCAACAACGGUCUUUCUCUACAUCUCCAGAGGCUGAGAUGCCGUGUGAACUUCCAAGGACUGAGAUUCUCUCCACGGAUCGAGGCUUUGGGAGCAAAGUUAGUUAGUAUUCUUCAGAAAAGAGGGCCUUUUGUGGCUUUGCAUUUGAGAUAUGAGAUGGACAUGUUAGCUUUCUCUGGCUGCACUCAUGGUUGCACUGAGAAAGAAGCUGAAGAACUCAAAAAGAUGAGGUAUGCAUAUCCAUGGUGGAAAGAGAAAGAGAUAGUCUCUGAGGAGAGAAGGGUGCAAGGACGCUGUCCAUUGACACCAGAAGAGGCUGUUUUGGUCCUAAAAGCCUUAGGGUUUCAGAAGGAUACACAGAUAUACAUUGCAGCUGGUGAUAUCUACGGUGGCGAGAGGAGAUUAGCCCUUUUAAAAGAAUCAUUCCCAAGAAUUGUGAAAAAAGAAAUGCUACUAGAUCCAAAGGAACUGCAACAGUUUCAGAACCACUCAUCACAAAUGGCAGCUCUAGACUUCAUUGUAUCAGUAGCCAGCGACACUUUUAUUCCUACCUACUAUGGAAACAUGGCUAAAGUUGUUGAAGGUCAUCGAAGAUAUCAUGGGUUUAAGAAAACAAUAUUGCUAAACCGAAAGAGACUUGUGGAGCUAUUGGACUUGCAUAAGAACAAGACACUCUCAUGGGAUCAGUUUGCAGUAUAUGUGAAGGAAGCUCAUGAGGGAAGAAGGAUGGGAGAACCAACACAUAGGAAAGUAAUCUCUGAUAAACCAAAGGAAGAAGAUUACUUCUAUGCCAAUCCUCAAGAAUGUAUCUGUAAAAAUCCAUCCACUUUAUCAGAGUGAAGCAUAUAUAUCACUAACCAACGUUUUUCUAAGAUAACUAAACUGGAACGCGCAUGAAAAUGUCACAGCUUCAAAGUUUUGAAGAAGACUCAUAAACGCGUUAUGUGGCCCCACAUUCUCUCAAAAGCGCGAGUCGGGUAAUAGUGGGUUCAUACUUGUAGUCACUCGAGUCCCCACUGUUAACGCUCAUGACCAUCUCUGUCUCCUCUUAAACGUAACUCCUCGAGGCGUGGCGUCCCCGAGAGUUUCGCGACGGAUCAGGCUAGAAUCGUCAAGGGAGCCCCCGUUGCCCGACAAGUCCUUUUUCGGAGAUGAUUCGAUGGCAACGACCUUUUCUUUCUGCUCCCUUGAUAAUCGGUUACGUGGAGACAUCGUCUUCACCCGGAAACUCGCGGCGUAUAAAACACCUAAAACUACGAUGGCUGAUCGGAAAGCAGCUAGGGAGAGAAGUAACGUUAGAGAGAGAGAGAGAGAGAGAGAGAGACUGACUAUUUAGGUUCCGAAUGGUAAAAGCAGUUCAAGCAGGACAGAUCAAGCGGAUGAUUAAGCAGGACAAGUGCAGAUCAAGCGGAUCAUGCAGGAGAGACGCAGAUCAAGCAGGACAAGUUACUUUUGAAAUUAAAAAUACAGAUCAUAUAUUUAAACAAUAAAAUUUACACCAAAAUACCAACACAUAAUAUAAAUAAUACAUAACAAAGAUAAAUGAAUUUAUUGAAAAAUAUUUAGAUUUUCCCAUAACAUAACUGCAAUAUUAAACUUGUGUUUUGAAAACCGGACUGGCUGAUCGAACCGGUCCAACCGUGACUCAGUGAAAAAGCCGAGUUUGGUUCGGUUUAAAACGUGGAUUUCAGAAAAACAAGUAAAACCGGCUAAAAACCGAUAAAACCAGUGAACAUGUUCAAUUUCAAAACCCGGUUUUAAAAAAUCAACAUAAAAUUAAUGUGCUUUCAAUUAUUAUUAAAUUUAAUAUUUAAUAGUUAAUGUUUAACUAUCACUAUUUAACUAAUUUUCUCUUUAAUUUUAUUUUCUUAAGAAAAAAUGUAAAAAUUUCUUUUUUGGUUCUCAUAUACUAUUCUUAUUUUGUUAUAUUCAUAAAAUUUAAGACUUCAAUUGUAAGAAUAUAUAAAUAUGGUAAUUUGAACCGUUAAUUAUUUUGUUUUUAUCAAUUUCAAUUUACAUAAUAUUUUCUUGUUUAUUAUAUAGCUAGAUUUAUACUUAUUGUGUAUAUAUAUAUAUAUUUAAUUUAAAAAAAUAAAAAAUCUGGUUGAUGAUUAUAUAUUUAAAAAUAUCUAAUACAUAUAUAAUGUAUGUGGUUUCUACGAAAACUUCGUUGUUAUUAAAUUCUGUGGUUCUAAAUUUGAAGCCUUAUAGAUAUUAGUCGUUUUUUACAUUCAUAUAUUAUAGAUAAAACAAUAAGAACAUUAAUUUGUAGAAAAAUCUAUUAUAUGUUGACACGAAAAAAAAGAAUUAAAUCUAAUGUAUUUGUAUUUGAUAAGUGAAGUUACUUAAUAAUGGGAAAUAAGAGAGAAGAAUAUAAUAGUUUUUUAAAAUUUAAUUUGUAGAAAAAUCUUUUAUUGGUUAGAAUAGAGAGACAAUAGGUGAACCUCUUUAAAAAGUGGGUGUUUAGAAAAUGAGGCAGGAGAACUGCCUUUUGCACAAAAAGACAAAAAAAAAUAAUCAAAUAUGCAGAUGUCCUGUCUUUUACUUUUAGAAACAGAAAAUUUGUGAAUGGGAGUUUAAAAGCAGUUCUCCUGCAACACAUAUGAUCUGUCAUUGUCCUGCCCCUCCCAUUCAUAACCUUAUAGGGAAGGAGGCACAAAAUCUCUAACACCAUCUCCAAUGCUUUUCCUCUUUUUUUUUUUUUCUCAAAGUGAAAUAAACUCAGAAUGAGUUUGUGAUUUACUUCAGUGAUUUCCCUCAUUUUUUCUUUAAGUUCUUAUUAUAUUCAUUUUUCAACUUCUUAUUUAUUGUAAAUAACACUUUUUAUUUUAUAAGAUUUUAGAUUAUACUCACUUAUUUUUAAAUUCUAUAAUUUAACCACCCUUUGAUUUAUAAAAAAAAAUAUUUAUUACAUUAAUAAAAGUUUAACCAGUAUAUACAUAUUUGAUAUAAAGUUAUAAAAGUUAUGUUUGGUAUUAAUGUUUUGUUUAUGCAUAAAAUAAAGAUUGUCAAAAAGUAAAACACCAUUAUGUAAAUAAAAAAAGUUUGACAUCAAAAUGAGUUUGUGAAUAGUGUUUCCUCAAAAAAUGAUGUAAUACUGUUCAUAUACUCAUUUUUUCCUUCAAAAUUAUGUAACAUUGAAGAUGGAUUUCCCUCAUUUUGAUGUACCAUUGGAGAUGCCAUAACAUCGCCAUUAUUAGGUUUAGAAGGGCCUAUUGGGCCUAGACUACCACCAAACUUUCCUGCCCCAUUAUUCGUGACAUUUCCAUUUCUCGUAGUAAACCGAGCGUCAAUCUAUACCGAACCAGUUAUCCAACCAAACAGGUACCAAAUUGGACCAAAUUCAGCUUCAAAACUCAGUUGGUAAUACAGUCAAACUGAACAACCAACAAUCUUCAUCGUCACAAUCAUUUAUGCUCGGGAUAAUCGCGUUGGACGGUAUGCUUCUAAGUAGCUAUUACUCAAUCGACCGAUAGCCUUGAGCGAAUGAUUCAUUAUAGCCUUUAAUUCGCGACACACUACCUCUACCGAGAGACCGACAAACAUUUUUGGCUUCAGCAGCUUGUGAAGGUUACCCCGAGUAAAAAGCAAGCCUCUUUCGAUGAAACUCUGAUCCAAACCUUCUAUUUUCCAAAUCUUCUAUUUUCCAAAUCUGACUCUACAAAUUCACUGAGAUCGGUUACGCCUCUCGUAAAUGAACUAUGGGGAUUUAUUCUAGGAGAUGGAUUACAUCCCUCCACAAGGCCCGCAAAAUAGAAGGUUUGACUCAUUAAAGCCGACCCAGGACACCUGUUUGGCUAAGUGGUCUCCAACCAAACGUGCAAGCUCGGCUUAGUGCUGCUUCGGUCGACUCGUCGAAGAAAGAACAUAAGCUCGGCUCGAAAGUUCAGUUGCUUGGCCCGUUCGAGACCAAGCCCAAUAGGACACGACGACCUAAGGCGAUGGGAAAGAGAGGCAUCCUAUAUAAGGCGGAGGAAGACCAGCAAGAGGGGACCCGGACAUUCACAUACAUACCUUACGGCUACAAACUAAGGUUUUACUCAUUUGUAUUCUUAACGACUUGUACUUUCCUGGCCAGCUCACCGAGCACCGGCUUACUCUUCCGCUUAUUUCCUCAUUUUUAAAUAGAACUCUUUCCAGAUCUAAUAAACGCCUUUAAAAUAACCCACCGACGAGUUAGGUCUUUACAGUACAAGUCCCGACCAAACUCGGUUCAAACAAACAUGAAAACUCAAAAAUAUUUUUUAAAAAAUUCUAACUCAUAGUAACGCCUCCUAAUCCUCAAUAGCAUCUUCAACGUGAAGUCAUCUCUUCCAGCGGGUGACAAAGCUACAACGAGAGGCUCCAGUCUCUGCUCAGUCUCUCUGAGUCGUUGUCCUCGGGGGGGGGGGGGGGGGGGGGGGAAUCAGAGACAUUCUUGGGAGCAUCGCUGAUCAGUAUCAAAUGAGAGAUUUCAGGGAGUUUCAUGAGGAGCUGGAGAUGGCUGGAAUCAGUGGAGAAGAUCCAAUCUGUUUCUCGGUGCUUGGAGACGAGCAUGGGGCGACUCUGGCCUCAUGGUGACAAAUCGAAGGAGAUGUAACGGAGAAAUAUGGUUAGGGAUGGUGAAGAAGAUUAAACGAGAAGGAGAGACGGUUUCGAAGAUUCUCACACAAGCAUCAUUACUGAUUUUGAUUUCACCAUUGUUGGAGUAAGCUCGAAGUUAGUUUGAGAAGCAAGUAACCUAAUUAUAUUAAGUUAUAGAAUAGGAAAUUAUCCAUUUUGUUAUACUUAAUGAGUUUAUGAAAUUUGAUUUAUAUAUAAGGAGAUGCAAAGAUGUUGCAUAACUUAUGAGUUUGUGAUUGAGAGAUUGAGAGCUUGAGGUUUUGAGUAAGUUUCUUCAAGAGAUUAAUAAGAGUGAUUCUUAUUUUUAAGUUCAUUAAGUUCUUAUCUUUAUUUACGUGAUACUUGACAAUCUAUAUUUGGUAUCAGAGCUCUAGGGAUCGAUCUUGAGUACGAAGGAAGCGAUGAGAGAUAUAACAACGGUUUCAUCGAAACCUAGAGAUGGCGGAACUUCAUCCAUCAGCUGCCCUAUGCUCAACUCGACUAAUUACACGGUCUGGGCAAUCGAGGUAAAGUUUCUGCUCAAGAUACACAAAGUAUGGGAUGUUAUUGAGCAUGAAUCAGACGAUGUAGAGAAGAAUAAUAUGGCGACUGCUUUGCUGUUCCAAUCCAUACCUGGAACACUUAUAUUACAAGUAGGAGAAUUGUACACAUCAAAGAAAGUCUGGGAAGCCAUCAAAUCAAGGAACAUGGGUGCAGAUCGAGUUAGGGAAGCUCGACUUCAGAUUCUCAUGUCUGAAUUUGACAGAUUGGAGAUUAAAGAUGGUGAUAAAAUUGACGAAGUUGUUGGGAAGAUAUCAGAAAUCUCGUCAAAAUCAACUGCACUAGGAGCAACUAUUGAAGAGUCCAAGCUAGUCAUGAAAUUUCUUUCAGUCUUCCUCGAAAGAAAUAUAUUCAUAUUGUGGCUUCCUUAGAGCAAGUUUUUGACUUGAACACCACGACUUUUGAGAAAAUUAUUGGACAUUUAAAGAUGUAUGAGGAACAGGUUGGUGAUGAAGAAGAAGCACACAAGACAACAAAAAACUUAUGUAUGAAAUUCAGAGAAUCAGUCUGCCUCGUCGAACCAAAAUCGUGACUAUCAUGGCUAUUACGAGGAAGAGGAGGAGGUUACUAUAUUAAGGGCAGAGGACGAGGACGUUACAACGACUGAUAUCAGAAUGAGUUUGAUAUGUCAAAGAUCACUUGCUACCGCUGCGACAAAAAUGACCACUAUGCAGCAACAUGUCCUGAUCGAUUGCUUAAGUUGCAGGAAGCAACCAAACAUAAAGAAAAUGACACUCAAGAGGCUGAAGAGUUGAUGAUGAACGAGUUCGUAUAUUUAAACGAGAAGAAUGUUAAUCAAAAGGAGUAUGAGACAAACACAGAAAACAAUUGGUACCUAGACAACAGU
This is a messenger RNA of Brassica rapa (field mustard), 7291 nucleotides long. Its product is annotated as rhamnogalacturonan I rhamnosyltransferase 4. Lineage: Eukaryota; Viridiplantae; Streptophyta; Magnoliopsida; Brassicales; Brassicaceae. The record is from RefSeq and is a predicted model, not a curated record. Gene Ontology annotation, cellular component: cytoplasm; chloroplast.